Messenger RNA from Alternaria atra, 1353 nucleotides. RefSeq lists its product as uncharacterized. The transcript has 2 exons. Gene Ontology annotation, molecular function: DNA-binding transcription factor activity, RNA polymerase II-specific; RNA polymerase II cis-regulatory region sequence-specific DNA binding. Bases 1 to 1353 code for a protein of 450 amino acids. Gene Ontology annotation, biological process: regulation of transcription by RNA polymerase II. NCBI's taxonomy places the organism in Eukaryota, Fungi, Ascomycota, Dothideomycetes, Pleosporales, Pleosporaceae. The record is from RefSeq and is a predicted model, not a curated record.
AUGAGCCUCGACGAACAAGAGUCAAUGCAGUGGGCUGCGCCAACCAACCUUCUACUCAACCCCAUGGCGCAGAAUGCUGCUAGUUACCAUGCGCCUAAUCCGUUCUCACCUGGCACUGGAGACUUUUACCACUACGCCGAGAACGGCAUGUCCUACAAUGACAACAUCAAUAUCGCAUACCGACCACGUUAUCCUAGCUCAAGCUGCCCUCGAUCGUACACCGGCAUCGACCUCACCGGCCUUCCUAGCAAUAUCGACAUGACGGACUCAUACCCACCCACUGCAUAUCACAUUGAGCCACCAAAGCAUCAUGAUGCUACGGACCUGUCAGACCAUGAGAUCAACGGUCAGCUUAUGCAACUGAGUAACGACUACGACCACCACCAGUACGGCUCUCACAUCAAGGUCGACAAUCCCAAUGGCUACCAGAGUCCAUACUCUGACCUGACUCGAGCUUCUACCCCUCACGAUGAUUCUUCUCUGCACCCGCACGAAUUUGUUACAGGUGAAGGCGGCGUCAUUGACAAAGAGCAGCCGUAUGCCCAGCUGAUCUAUCAGGCGCUUCUCAAUGCGCCAAACAAGACAAUGAUACUGCGAGAUAUUUAUGAAUGGUUUAAGAACAACACCGACAAAGCCAGUGCCUCAGAAACGAAAGGAUGGCAGAACAGUAUCAGGCACAAUUUAUCGAUGAAUGGGGCUUUUGAGAAAGUUGACCAACCGGGCGAGGAAUCUCGCAAAGGCUUCAUGUGGCGUCUUACCGAUGAGGCGAUUCGCGAAGGUGUCAAGUCGACGACACGCUACCGUAGUAAGCAGCCCAACAAACGCGGCCACCGUACCCAACAGCCUCAGCCCCAGCGCCAGGCUUCCGGGGCUAAAGGUGGUCAAGCCGCCCACCGUUCAGCAAGGAUGAAGCGCUCGGGCCGCAUGCAGGAUGUAUAUCGCAACGAUCAAUACAUCUCGCGUUCCGUGCCCGCAGCCUUCGAUCCAUCCUACCAUGGCCCAGACGCGUCAAUGUCCUACCCGUCUUCUCCACACUACGGAAGCGAGGUAGACUUUAGCUACAGCUCCAGGAAUGACGACUUUGGCAGCGUUCCUGUACUCGGUCAUCCCCAUCUCGAUCUUUUUUCGCCAGCAAGAUCGUACACAAGAAGUCCUAUGUCGCAAGGUAUACCGAUCACGGACACAGCUUUUGUGCUUGAUCAGAGCCAGACUGAGAGUCUGUUUACGAGUAGUCCUAGUCCAAGCGCUGAUGAGCCGCGGACACCCGUGGACCAAGGUUGGCAUGAAGAUGUGGGGAUGGGUCCACCGUAUGUCUUCGAUGAUCAGCAUGGUUACCGAGCGUAUGCCGGUUGA